AUGUUUUUAGAAUGUUUUCUGAUAUCGAUGUUGAUGAUUAUUUUAAUCGUCAAUAAAUCGCAUACUGUGAAAUAUCAUUUGAAGUAUUUAAUUUAUUAUGGUGGAGUGAUGGUUGCAGCUUUUCUGUUUUUUCCUUACUUUGCUACACGUCCGCAAAAUGUUUUAAAUCUUUUUCCACCGAAAGUCAGUGAGAAAGAAAUUUUCGUUCCUAGAACUGCAAGUAAAAUUCUUAAUCCCAUAUCAAAGGCCAUUGGAUUACAAUGGGAACUUAGAGGUGCUGAACAUUUGAGAAAAAAUCAAACCUUUGUAUGUUUGGUAGGUACUCAAAAAUCUCUUGAUAAAUGA
Messenger RNA from Clunio marinus, 345 nucleotides. The record is from the annotation of a GenBank genome assembly. Lineage: Eukaryota; Metazoa; Arthropoda; Insecta; Diptera; Chironomidae.